Pundamilia nyererei is the source of this 2407-nucleotide messenger RNA. RefSeq names its product RAP1 GTPase activating protein-like (gene rap1gapl). Gene Ontology annotation, cellular component: cytoplasm. The coding region runs from base 362 to 1747 and encodes 461 amino acids. Lineage: Eukaryota; Metazoa; Chordata; Actinopteri; Cichliformes; Cichlidae. Gene Ontology annotation, biological process: regulation of small GTPase mediated signal transduction. Gene Ontology annotation, molecular function: GTPase activator activity. The record is from RefSeq and is a predicted model, not a curated record. The transcript has 18 exons.
AAAAUGUCUCACUCAUUUCUUUAUUUAUUUACACGCCUAUCUUUAAGCUCAGCCGGUCUGUGAAACUACCACAAGCGUCACUCGGGAUCGAUAGCGCGAAGCAGCGUGGAGCACCUGACCGUGUCCAUCUUACAGUUAGCGGCGGCGGCUGCACCUGUGACCACGAGCGGGUUAAUGCUGCCUGUCUGGCUGACAGCAGGACAGAGGCAGGAAAGGGAAGCUUAAAUGAGUGAAUGGCAGGGGGCAGAGGAGGAGGAAGAGGAGUGACAGAAUGAUAAAGUGAAUUAAUUCAACCUUAGCCAGCCCUGAUUGACUCAGCACCAAACUGGCAUGUACAAACAUUCACAGUGACACCAAAGGCAUGGAGAGAGAAAAGAGGAAUGAUAUGUCCUACUCUAGAAAGAGAAGUUUCACUUUUGGGGCAUAUGGCAGUGUGGAUAGAUUCACAUGUGGGGAUGAGACGGGACCUGAAUUCGUGCAGGACAAAAGUCUGGACACCCUGGAUUCUCCUACCAGUGAGCGCAAGCCUUUCCGUUCUUCCAGCAGCAACCAGAAGGAAUCAGAGCUGUUUGAAAUCAUUGAGAAGCUGCAGGGCAGCAGGAUCGAUGAGCAACGAUGUGAAUUCCCCCUUCCUCUCAAGUCUCCACUUUCUACAACUGGGAGAGAGCUGCCGCUUAUCCUUCCUUCGAAACUGGGAGGCUAUUGGAUAGACCCCCCUCUGGACAGACUGGUAGAUGUGAGUCCCACCUCUUCCCAUUAUGCCGUUGACCCAGAGAGCUAUGACAUCAUGGAGAGAGACGGUGAGGCCAAAAUCUAUCACGAGUUCUUCCGCUCACGAUACCAUCACUCUUUCACAGCAGUGGAUCCAACUUUGGGCUCGCUGGUUCUCUCUGUGUGUUUGGAGGAAGAGGAGAAUAGGCUCAGGGUGAUUCUAAGGAUGAAGGAGUGUUCUCUGCAUGGAGUCUUCUCUGUGUCUCUUUUCCCCACCCUGCCAUCUGCAGUUGAAUUAGCAAAGAUGCUUUGUGACCGAGUGACUGCCUCAAAGUUUGACGUGGUCUGCUACCUGAAGGCUCCAGAACUUAUAACCACAUUUGAUGAACACAGAGUUUCUCCUAAUUUCAAGUUUGGUGUUUUGUGCCAAAAGGACAGGCAGCUCACUGAGGAAGACAUACUGGGUAACAAUGAGGAAAGUGAGGAGUUUAAAGAGUUCCUGUCUAUUCUGGGAGAGACGGUUCAGCUGCAAGGAUUCACGGGCUUUAGAGGAGGACUGGAUGUGUGUCAUGGUCAGACAGGAAGUGAAGCAGUCUACACUUCCUUUCGUGGGAGAGAAAUCAUGUUUCAUGUCGCAACUAAACUGCCUUACACAGAGGGUGACCCACAGCAGCUACAAAGAAAAAGGCACAUCGGUAAUGACAUCGUAGCUUUGGUCUGCCAGGAGGGCCAAACCCCCUUUCUGUCUGAUGUUAUCAAGUCUCACUUCCUUCACUGUUUUAUUGUCGUCCGGAGGAUUCAGAGGCAAGAGGAAACAGGUGGAGCAGCAUAUCAAGUGUCUGUCACGGCAAGAGAAGAUGUUCCUCCCUUUGGUCCAGUGCUUCCAGAUCCCCCUGUCUUUACAGAUCAUUCAAAGUUCAGAGAGUUUCUGCUGGCUAAACUCAUUAACGCUGAGAUAUCCUGCUAUAAGGCUGAGCAGUUCAGCAGACUGGAGGUAGAUGGAGGAACACUUUUCCCUGAUGCACUUCAUUAUUGAAUAUCUGUGUUUUUUAUUCUUCUGACUUUGACCUCUGCCCUUUGCAUUUUCCCCUCCUUCACUCAUACAAAGCUCCGCACUCGUUCAUCACUCCUGGAGAACUUGCAGGCUGAACUCUUCACCCGUUCCCAGUGCAUGAUGGGGGAUCAAUCACUGAUUGCUGUCCCCACUUCAGAGGGCCUGCGGGGGCCAUCUGAAGGAAGUGGGGGAUUUAUUGAAAACUUUAAGAGAGCCAUCAGAGUGCGGAGCCAUUCUUUUGAGAAUCUGGGGGUCCCCAGGAAGAAUGCUAGCAGCACAUCGCAGAAGGCUAAGACAGAGAAAGAUGGAGAUAGUGACAAAUCUUCAGGACCUCUGCCUGCUCCCACUGACAGUUUGGGGGCAGCUGAACUCAAAGAUCAAACAAGUCCUCAAGAGGAGAUAUAAAAGCAAAAACGUACUUGUAGAUUUUAGACAUGAAUAUAGACAUUGCUGGCCUGUAUGGUUAGACUUUAAAAUCCUGGUGGAUGACCUGUAUGUAAAUAGACUGUAAAAGUAAAUAGUUCUGAAUGCAUAAAAUAUAAUUAUAUGACUGUUAUAGGAGUGAUAUUCUAGAUUCAUGAGAAUCGUUAAAUUUAAAUGUUUUGACUUAAAACAGAUGACAAGAGUUUAAAUGAUAAGACA